CAGUUUUAUUUCAAACGAAGAAAAAUAAAUAAAUAAAAAAACAGCAACACGCAAAUUGAACUCUGCAAGAAGAUCGACGCAACCAAUACGUGAGACCAGAAACAGAGUCAACAUGAUACCGCGAGUGAAUCACUGGAUGCCACCGCAGUUCUUCGGUGCGUACGCGCCGUUUCCACGCUCCGCGUGGAUUAACCCGAAAGCGCCUAUGGACAGCUUUGACCGCGUUUGCAAGAACAUCUGGAGCAAAGCAAAGGAGGCCGCGGAAGAACUUGGCACAGGUCAAAGUUCACCGAACGGAGUUGACAUGAAAACCUGCAUCGUUUCGGACAACGAGCCGAGUCUCAGGGCCAAGGAGAGGCAGAAAGAUACAGCUGAUCUGGGCGUGAGCACGCAGCAUGGGGAGGACAAGAACCAAUACCACGCUAACUUCACCCUUCCUGACCCUCAGCUCCGGGGUCCCAGGAAUCACCAUAUUGCCAAGCCUGCACAGGUCGUGGGACCUGACAUGGAGUCGGAGAUGAAACUAAAUAAGGAAGAGGCGGAGAGGAAAAGAGAGAUGGAGAAAGGUGGGAGGACUGUAGGAGAUUCCCACAACAUUCCGGACUCCGGCAGAAAAGACAAACAAAGCUCUGUAUCUCAACCUCUGGUAGCAGAUCUGACCUGCUCUGCCUCAAAAGGCGUAACACAACAUCUGCCAGACGAUCAGUCUUCUCUGCUGCCUCCUAAACUACCAAACAAUAUAUGUGAAAGUGAGGAUGAGCCUACAAAAAGCAGCUCAGACAAAGAUGUGAGUGAUAACGAUGAUGACUUUGUCCCUCUACCUGGGGUAAGAAGUUGUGCCACUAGCAGUGGGGACGAAUCAGAGGGUGGCACAACUGAGGUGGAGAAAAAUGAAAUUUCUCGUCCAACUACAGUAUUAUGUUCUGAUGGCGAGCGGGAACCCUCGCUAAGAAAAAAGAAAGACCCUCCGACACAAACUACCAUCAAGGCCGGACCUCCGUCGUGCCCCACUGAGCCUUCAGCCACAGGGAAGUCGCAUGGCCAGUGGGAGAUUCCCCUUUCAAGCCACCCACAUGACGUUCCGACUGCCACUUUGGCAAGUGGCGUGAGUGCCCUUGUGCAGGCUCCCGUCCAAGGCAAAGCAGAAGCACCUCAGGCACACUCAACAACCUACCCACCACCAGUAAUCCCAGAGCAGCAGAAGGCGUAUGACCUACUGGCUGACUUCCCGGCUCUGCAGCCCCCAAAGAAGCCUUUAGCGCUGGGUGUGUUGUGUCAUGGGAAUCCCGAGACCAUAGAUGCAGAGGGGAAAAGGGGAACAGAUCGCCAAGACAGAAGGGUUUCCUGGGAGAGGAGAGAGGAAAAUAUGCCCCUCGAGGUCUCCUCCAUCUGUGCAGGAGAUCAGAAAUCUGUGCUGGACCUUCAAACAUUUGGCUCAGUCGGCCAGCUCAACCCUCCCACUGUCAACCGUGAGGAGCUGAAGGCCAACAACCAGCCGCCUCCUAGAGUUGCAGGUACAGAUGGCACAGGUGUUGGUGCCAGGUCCUGGGCUAGAGUUGCCAAGGCAGGCAUGAAGCAAGCAGCUGCCCCGCAGGAGAAAGCCAGACCUUGUGCCUUUCAGCAGAUAGUUACCAUUAACAGAGCCAAAGGGUACACCGCCGCUCAGAGGUUUGCCUCCAGAGCGACUGCUCCUCAUCAGGGAGCCAAUCAGAGGAUGACUGCCGCUUAUCAUCGAGGCCGCCAACCCCGCAACUUCAACCGCUUCGCUCGACCUGGAUUCCCCCUGGAGCAUUUUAUUUCUAAAUCCUCUACAAAUGCAAAUAAAUAG
This is a messenger RNA of Mugil cephalus (flathead mullet), 1828 nucleotides long. RefSeq lists its product as uncharacterized. The coding region runs from base 113 to 1828 and encodes 571 amino acids. The record is from RefSeq and is a predicted model, not a curated record. The transcript has 5 exons. Lineage: Eukaryota; Metazoa; Chordata; Actinopteri; Mugiliformes; Mugilidae.